GCCUAUUGUACGGGACUGCGACUGCGCGCCUCUGCAUCUGAUCCCGCCGUGCCCUUGCCAUCGCCGCCGUCCCGCUGUCGCCUGCCCGCUGCCGUCCAACGCGUGUCGAGCGUCUUUGUGCCCUCUUGGCGCCGCCCUGCGUGCCGCUCCCCAUUGUCGCGAACUUUGGCCAGCGACCAGCAGCUCACACGCCGUCACCCGCACCCACGCCCGGCCCGACCGCUGCGCCUGCGCCUGCGCGUGAGAUUGAGCUCCGCCGACGCGCAGAUCCCGCCUCGCCGCCGCCCUUGCUGGGGGCAUGUACUGACCCGCCUCGACGCGCGCAUCGCGACCUUCAUCACCACCAUGGCCGCCGCCAACGGCACCCUCGCCCCGCCCGCCCUGCCCACUGCGCCCGAGUCGCCCUCGAUCGCCAAGCGCAAGCACGCCGACACCGCCGUCGUGCUCUCCAAUGGCGCGCCCGCCGCCCCGAAAGAGGCGCCCGACGGCACGCUGCACGCCGUGCUCGCCGACGUCGCGUCCGUCUUGGAGGGCUUCGACACGCAGCCGUCCAUCCUGACGCACCCCAUCGCCCCCGCGCCCGCGCGCAGUCCCUCGGGCGAGGCCGACACCAAACGCGCCAAGCUGGGCGACCCCACCGGCCCUGCGACCGUCGCCGACCGUGUUCGCGCCGGCUCGUACGCCUCGCUGCGCGCGCUCGAGGACGACGUAGAGACCGUGGCUGCUGCGAUUCUGGCCGCCAACACCAGCGACGAUGCCGCCGACGACGCGAAGCUGCACGCCAAGGUGCUCGCCUUCCAGAAGACGCUCCGCAAUCUCGUCGAGCGUCAAGAGGCACGCGCAAGCCAGAUCGAGCAGGACACGACUGACGUCGCCCCCACCGCCGAGGCCGUCACGCACGACGAUGCCGUGCAGGUCAAGCAGGAGGACGACGACGACGAGCCGGCGCCCAGCAGCCGCACCGUUCUGACGCUGUUUGGCACCGCCCAAGGCCCGAAGCAGCUCUUCUCGAGCCUGCAGCAGCCGCACAAGAUCGCCCCCGCUGACGGGAUACCCUCCUUCGACGCAUCCGUCAAGAUCACCCUGCCCCUGCGCGAGGCUACCCUGCCCCAGAACAUCCAGACAACCGAAGUCUUCCCGCUCUCGGACCAGCCAGACGAGAAGAAGAAGCUCACCACCAUCGGCGACGUCUUUCGCGCGCCUGCACACUUGCCCCAGAUCAGCCCUCCAAAGAUCGCAAGGCCGACCACGAGCAAGGGCAACACCAUCACAUUCGCCCAUCCAGAGCCGACCAAGCCCAAGCGCAAGGGCUCGCAGUCGUAUGCUCACCAGAGCCUCUCGGCCGGCUUCUGGCUGGGCUACGGCGGCGUCGACGCGCCCAAGGACCAGACGUCUCCCACGGCACGGCAAAAGAGCAGGCAACGCGCUCUCAGUACCGGCGAAGCUCAGCAACCGCCGUCUGAAGCCAUUCUGGUCGCUGUCCAGCAGGCCAAGGAGGACGCCAUGUUCCGCAGCGCAUACUCCAGCUUUGCCCCGACGCGCGACGACUCGACUGCCAUUGUUCCCGAGGAGACCAAAAACAAGGUCUGGUGGCAGAAGGUCGGCGAGAAGCGCUUCAACGAAGUCUUCCCCAUCGACCCGCAGCUCCUCGACGCCGACGAGCUUUCUGAAGCCAACGGCACUGCUGUGGAUGAGGAAGAUUUCGAGGCGUUGGUGGAAAACUACGUCCCGGCCGAACCCAACUUCUUCCUCGAGUCCGAAAACGAGCACGACAAGGACAUCGCCGAACUACUCAAAGACAUUUCAGAGCUCAUCGAGACCCUUGCCUCCCACCAGAGGAUACGCAAUUCAUCACUAACCACGAACCCUCGCACGCCAGUAGUGCAAAACUCGUCGCUCGCCCAGCUGGUCGGCAGUCCCUCGACGCCCUCCUCGGACGAAAUCGACGUUUACCAGAUUCUCAAGUCUCAGCUGACGUUGAUGAUAUCGCAGCUGCCCCCGUAUGCCGUCGCGAAACUGAACGGCGACCAGCUCGAGGAACUCAACAUCAGCCGCACCAUCCUGUUCGACACGAAGGAGUACAGGGGAAUCAUGGAAGAGGACCAGCUGUCAAGACUGGCAAAGGCACCUGCCGUGGCCCCAGUCCCACCGCCUACACUUACCCGCGCUGGCUCCGGCUCGCAGCCCCUCUACCCGGCUGGCAGCACGCAGUACGGGCGACCGCCAUCGUCUGCACGCCCUGUGCAGGCAGCCCCGGCAUUCCACUCACAGCGAUCGUCUUCCAUACAGUACCAGCGCUCGCCAUCUGGACCAACACAAAACUUCCAGGCCGGCGCGGGAUCGUACGCUACCCCUGCGCGACCAGGCUAUGCUGCCACUCCGAGCCACAACCUGCAGACACCCCGACCAGGUGGCCAGUACUACCAACAACGCCCCUCACAGUCAAGUAGCUACGGCGGGGCUGCAAGCUCACAGUUCUACCAAGGCACCCCCCAAACCCAAGGCCAGAACCGCUACACCACCCAGCAGACGCAAAACGGCUACUACCAGCGCUCCACAAACGUCGCCCCCAUGUACGCCACCCCGCAAGCCCGCACCGCCUCGCCCAUGAAGCCCGGCGCCACGCCCGCAGGCUACGGCACCCGCACCGGCUACGCGCCCCCCGGCGGCCAGGUCGCCAGCACCUACUACGGCCCCUCGCAGUACGGCACGCAGACCCCCGCCGCGCGCCCGCCCUUCUCCCCCGCCGGCCCCGCGAAUCCCCAGCAGAUGAUGCUUGACCGCCAGCAGGCGCAGGUUGCGGCCCAGUCGCAGGCGCGUAUUGCUGCGCAGAAUAGCUUUGGGCGCCAGGGCUCGGGCACGCCGCAGCCUAAUGGGGGGUUUGCGGGGGCUAAUGGGACGUCGAUGGCGUGAGGUGCGUGAGGUGGGGGUGUGUGGUGUGGUGAAAAGGUGGGUGUGGUGAAGGUGUGGAGAAAAGGUAUGGCGUUGAAGGGCAUGCAUAGGUUAGGAAUCGUGUAUCUUAGGGAGUGUAUUGUGGGCGAAUUAGAUGUAAUCAGACUGCGCGUCGGUUCAUGUUUGUGGUCAUAGACACAUGGGACUCGUUGUUCUUGACUUCUG
Molecule: messenger RNA, 3117 nt
Organism: Boeremia exigua
Lineage: Eukaryota; Fungi; Ascomycota; Dothideomycetes; Pleosporales; Didymellaceae
Exons: 1
Coding region: 346-2913 (855 amino acids)
Source: RefSeq, a predicted model, not a curated record